This is a messenger RNA of Oryza brachyantha (malo sina), 1119 nucleotides long. RefSeq names its product protein EXORDIUM-like 5. The coding region runs from base 1 to 1008 and encodes 335 amino acids. The transcript has a single exon. The record is from RefSeq and is a predicted model, not a curated record. Lineage: Eukaryota; Viridiplantae; Streptophyta; Magnoliopsida; Poales; Poaceae.
AUGGCGCUCCUCCUACUCCCGUUGCUGCAGCUGCUGCUGUGCCUGUGCUGCGGGGGUGUACACGCGGCCACGCCGUACCCGCACGCCGGCGGCGGCGAUCCGCUCGCCGGCGCCGAGAAGAGGUACGAGGGGAGCUCCGACCUGGUGGACCUGCGCUACCACAUGGGCCCCGUCCUCUCCUCCGCGCCGCUCCGCCUCUACGUGCUCUGGUACGGCCGCUGGGACCCCGCGCACCAGGCGCCCAUCCGCGACUUCCUCCUCUCCAUCUCCGACCCGGCGCCGCCGCGGCCGUCCGUCGCGGCCUGGUGGGCCACGGCGGCGCUGUAUACCGACCAGACGCUCGCCAACGUCACCCGCCGCGUCGCACUCGCGGGGGAGGCCGACGACGCGGCGGCGUCGCUGGGAGGGGCGCUCACCCGCCUCGACAUCCAGCGUGUGCUCGCCGCAGCGGUGUCCGGGGGGCGCCUCCCCGCCGACCACCGCGGCGGGGCCUACCUCGUCCUCACGGCGCCCGGCGUCGCCGUCCAGGACUUCUGCCGCGCCGUCUGCGGCUUCCACUACUUCACCUUCCCGUCCCUCGUCGGCCACACCCUGCCGUACGCCUGGGUCGGCCACAGCGGCGGCCGGUGCACCGACGUGUGCGCCUACCCGUUCUCCCUCCCGUCCUACAUGUCCCGUGGCGGCGUGGCGGCGCUGCGGCCGCCGAACGGCGACGCGGGCGUCGACGGCAUGGUGAACGUCAUCGCGCACGAGCUGGCGGAGCUGGCGACGAACCCGCUGGUGAACGCGUGGUACGCCGGGGAGGACCCGACUGCACCGACCGAGAUCGCCGACCUCUGCGAAGGCGUGUACGGCACGGGGGGCGGCGGCGGAUACGCCGGCAAGGUGGCCGUCGACGCGCAGGGGCGGAGCUGGAACGUGAACGGCCGCAACGGGAGGCGGUUCCUGGUGCAAUGGAUCUGGAGCCCCGUAGCAAAAUCCUGCGUGGGACCCAAUGCCAGUGACUAGAUUAUUUCUCAAUGCAGUACUUAGGCUAGAUUAUUUCUCAAUACAGUAUUUAGGCUAGUAGUGUUACCAAGUUUAUUAUUCACUCCCUAUUUUAGUAUAUUUAUUUUAGUA